UUCUUGUUCGCUCUCUGCGUAUAUAUUCACAUGCUCUCUAAUCUCCCGCCAUCUCUUCGCCUAGGGUUUGAUCAGAGUUCCGUUUUUCGUUUCUUCUUCCGUUUCGCUGCCGACAAAAUCUUUCAGAUCAAUUCAAUACCAAAAAAAGGCUUAACUCGUUUCUGCAAAUUUCUUCGAUUUCUUUCUUUAGGAUUUGAGCUAUGGGAAAGAGGAAAGCAAAAACAAAGCCUGCUCCGAAGAAACGAAUGGAUAAACUCGACACGGUCUUCAGCUGCCCUUUCUGUAACCAUGGCUCCAGUGUUGAAUGCCGAAUUGACAUGAAGAACUUGAUAGGGGAAGCUUCUUGCAGUAUUUGCCAAGAGAGCUUUAGCACUGCUAUAACAGCUUUAUCUGAGGCAAUAGAUAUAUAUAGCGAGUGGAUUGAUGAAUGCGAACUGGUGAACGCCGUGGAAGAUGACGGUGCUUACCAUUGAUGCUCAGAAUCCUUGUUCUAAAAGUAGUUGAUAUGAUUAGUGACUAACACUAUCUUCUUCGAUGUUUAAUUUUGUCAAUUCAUGUCGUGAGCACUAGUGCAAGUCUGCAACUAAUGAUUAAUUCGUAUUUAGACUCUGAUAGAGUUUGUAGUAAUAACAUGUAAAAAGGAUGAAGCUAUUUUGAUGGGUAGCUGGUAUGCAAUAUCAAAGUUUGUAUUAUUGGAGUUUGUAUGCUGGUUGGAUUUGAAAGCUUUAUUUUGUUCUUUUUCUUUGGAAGUGUUACCUGGGAGAAAGGGGCAGGACAAGAAGAAAAUUUGUUUACCAUAAA
Trifolium pratense (red clover) is the source of this 801-nucleotide messenger RNA. RefSeq names its product transcription elongation factor 1 homolog. Gene Ontology annotation, cellular component: transcription elongation factor complex. Bases 201 to 473 code for a protein of 90 amino acids. The record is from RefSeq and is a predicted model, not a curated record. NCBI's taxonomy places the organism in Eukaryota, Viridiplantae, Streptophyta, Magnoliopsida, Fabales, Fabaceae. The transcript has 5 exons. Gene Ontology annotation, molecular function: RNA polymerase II complex binding. Gene Ontology annotation, biological process: transcription elongation by RNA polymerase II.